Closterium sp. Naga37s-1 is the source of this 720-nucleotide messenger RNA. Lineage: Eukaryota; Viridiplantae; Streptophyta; Zygnematophyceae; Desmidiales; Closteriaceae. The record is from the annotation of a GenBank genome assembly.
AUGAUUCGUCAUAUCGGGAUUCUGGAGAAGUGCCUGCUCGUGACAAUCUCUGUUUUUCUCUCUUCUCGCGCUGCUCACGCAUUCUACACCCAACCCCAGAUCGAGCCCCAGCUGGGUACCGAACGAGUCGUCUUUCAGACGGACUUUGGUGACAUCGAGUUUGGAUUCUAUCCGCAAGUGGCGCCGCGCACUGUAGCACACAUCUCUCGCCUCGCGCAUCUUGGCUGCUAUGCGACAAACCACUUUUUCCGGGUGGACAAGGGCUUCGUGGCGCAGGUGGCGGACGUGGUGGGCGGGCGGCAGGUCCCCUUGAGCGCGCAGCAGCGGUGGGAAGCGGAGCAGACUGUCCCCGGGGAGUUCUCCGCGCUGCCCCACAGGCGGGGAACGCUCUCCAUGGCGCGGUAUGAUGACCCCAACAGCGGCACCUCCUCCUUCUCCAUGCUCCUUGGGGAUGCCCCGCAUCUAGACGGCAAGUACGCGGUGUUUGGGCGGGUAACGGCGGGGGAUGAGGUGCUGGCGCGCAUGGAGGCGCUACCCACGCGGACAGAGGGCAUCUUUGUCAUGCCAUUGAAUCGUAUAUCCAUUCUAGCAACCUAUGUGUAUGAUCUGCCGGGGGCUGUACCGGACCCCAUCUGCCAUGAGGACCGCGAGCUUCUCAGGCGGAAGCUGGUGCAGAUGGAUGAUGAGCUGCAACGCACUAGAAUCAAGUGCUUGCCAUAA